Molecule: messenger RNA, 6338 nt
Organism: Pteropus alecto (black flying fox)
Lineage: Eukaryota; Metazoa; Chordata; Mammalia; Chiroptera; Pteropodidae
Gene: NLGN4X
Product: neuroligin 4 X-linked
Exons: 10
Coding region: 963-3473 (836 amino acids)
Biological process (GO): presynaptic membrane assembly; synaptic vesicle endocytosis; postsynaptic membrane assembly
Cellular component (GO): postsynaptic specialization membrane; cell surface; synapse
Molecular function (GO): signaling receptor activity; neurexin family protein binding
Source: RefSeq, a predicted model, not a curated record
AAUUCCCCUCCCGGAGCCGGGGUCGCGGGGUCCUGACAUUCCUCCGGACCGGGCGCAUCUCGUUGGGGUCGGAGCAAAAGCCGAGGCGCCUGCAGUCCACACUCCCUCCCUAAUCGCACCCCGGUCUCCCAGGAAAACCUGGAUGCGUAAAAAGAGCACUCCCCGUCCACCCGCUGCUCCCAGGCGCAGGUAUCUUUUUGAGCUACUAACCAGGACUCAUUGGAAUGGCUCUAAAGGCCUCGGUGAACCCCCGAAUCUCAAGUGGUAAAGAUGUAAUUAUGUGGAGAGGCUUCCUUCAGACAUCAUCGUAGCGUGGAAUACAUCCGUCUUAGCUGCCACGUCUGAUAUGCCUCCGAAGGAGAAACGUGUGCUGACAUGGGAGUGAAGCCCAGAGUUGGUACGGAGUCACUCUUAAAGGCCUUUUCUUAGAAGAACAGUGGAAUGGAUGAAAUAAGGUGGUUUUACUAAAAACGUGAAGAGAUCUUGGUGAUAAGAUGUUAACUUAGUCAUUUCCCACGUGCUCUAAAAAGAUGGUUGUGCCUUCAGCAUUAUAACUGUCAUACGAUGGGCGAUAAUGAAGAAAUUUCCCUAGGAAGACAGGAGAAGGGACCCCACGUCUCAGCCCUGCGGACCGCCCUGCCCUGGAGUUUUCAUAAGGAGCCGUCGUCGCCCUCGGGUCGUGUUGGACGGUCACCGCUUCCUGGGAGCCUGCCGCUCGGGGGACAUAAUCCGUUCCGGGAUUAAGGGGCGGCUGUUCUGUCGCGAUGGGCUGCCUGCAACACCAUUUGGUGCGUCCGUAACUUCGUGCUCUGUCUAUGACCCAUCUGCGGGACUCCCUGGCCAGCCCGUCCCCUCUCCCAGGUCUUGGGCUCCCUGGAGAGCCCCCUCUCUCGGCGGCUGGCUUCACGGCGUCGUGUGCUUGGAGCUGUACCCCACAGACACCCGCGGAUGUGCAGUGAACAAUGUCGACACCCAAAGGGCUGUUAUGGCUUCCCCUGUUUUUCACGCCGGUGUGCAUCAUGGUGAACCCCCACGUCGUCCUGUGGAUCACCGCUCUCGCCAUCAAGUUCACCCUCAUCGACAGCCAGGCACAGUACCCCGUCGUCAGCACAAAUUAUGGCAAAAUCCGGGGCCUACGGACACCGUUGCCCAACGAAAUUCUGGGUCCAGUGGAGCAGUUCUUGGGGGUCCCUUACGCCUCGCCUCCCACUGGAGAGAGGCGGUUUCAGCCCCCCGAACCUCCGUCUUCGUGGACCGGGGUUCGGAAUGCCACGCAGUUCGCCGCCGUGUGUCCUCAGCACCUGGACGAGAGGUCGCUCUUGCACGACAUGCUGCCCAUAUGGUUCACUGCCAACUUGGAUACUCUCAUGACCUACGUUCAGGAUCAAAAUGAGGACUGCCUGUACUUGAACAUCUACGUGCCCACGGAAGACGGAGCCAACACAAAGAAAAACGCAGAUGAUAUAACCAGUAAUGACCGUGGUGAAGAUGAAGACAUCCAUGAUCAGAACAGUAAGAAGCCAGUUAUGGUCUACAUCCACGGUGGGUCGUAUAUGGAGGGGACAGGCAACAUGAUUGACGGGAGCAUUCUGGCCAGCUACGGGAAUGUCAUCGUGAUCACGAUUAACUACCGGCUGGGGAUUCUAGGAUUCUUAAGUACCGGCGACCAGGCGGCCAAGGGCAACUACGGGCUCCUGGACCAGAUCCAAGCCCUGCGGUGGGUCGAAGAGAAUGUCGGGGCCUUCGGCGGUGACCCGAAACGGGUGACCAUCUUCGGCUCAGGGGCAGGGGCCUCGUGCGUCAGUCUCUUGACCUUGUCCCACUAUUCGGAAGGUCUGUUCCAGAAGGCGAUCAUCCAGAGUGGGACCGCCCUGUCCAGCUGGGCAGUGAACUACCAACCUGCCAAGUACACUCGGAUAUUGGCAGACAAAGUCGGCUGUAACAUGCUGGACACGACAGACAUGGUGGAGUGCCUUCGGAACAAGAACUACAAGGAGCUCAUCCAGCAGACCAUCACCCCGGCCACGUACCACAUCUCAUUCGGCCCCGUGAUCGACGGGGACGUCAUCCCGGACGACCCUCAGAUCCUCAUGGAGCAGGGUGAGUUUCUGAACUACGACAUCAUGCUGGGCGUCAACCAGGGCGAAGGUUUGAAGUUCGUAGACGGCAUCGUGGACAAUGAGGACGGCGUGACGCCCAACGACUUCGACUUCUCCGUGUCCAACUUCGUGGACAACCUCUACGGUUAUCCGGAGGGGAAGGACACCUUGCGGGAGACCAUCAAGUUCAUGUACACGGACUGGGCAGACAAGGAGAACCCCGAGACGCGGCGGAAGACCCUGGUGGCUCUGUUUACGGACCACCAGUGGGUGGCCCCUGCCGUGGCCACGGCGGACCUGCACGCUCAGUAUGGCUCGCCCACCUACUUCUACGCAUUCUACCACCACUGCCAAAGCGAAAUGAAGCCCAGCUGGGCCGACUCGGCUCACGGCGACGAAGUCCCCUACGUCUUCGGGAUCCCCAUGAUUGGCCCUACAGAGCUCUUCAGCUGUAACUUCUCCAAGAACGACGUCAUGCUCAGCGCAGUGGUCAUGACCUACUGGACGAAUUUCGCCAAAACCGGAGACCCUAACCAGCCCGUCCCUCAGGACACCAAGUUCAUCCACACGAAACCCAACCGCUUCGAGGAGGUGGCCUGGUCCAAGUACAACCCGAAGGACCAGCUGUACCUGCACAUCGGCCUGAAGCCCCGCGUGCGUGAUCACUACCGCGCCACCAAGGUGGCCUUCUGGCUGGAGCUCGUCCCUCACCUGCACAACCUCAACGAGAUAUUCCAGUACGUGUCGACGACCACCAAGGUCCCUCCCCCCGACAUGACGUCAUUCCCCUACGGAACCCGGCGGUCUCCGGCCAAGAUCUGGCCCACGACCAAGCGGCCGGCCAUCACGCCGGCCAACAACCCCAAGAACGCCAAGGACCCUCAUAAAACGGGGCCCGAGGACACCACCGUCCUCAUCGAAACCAAACGGGACUACUCCACGGAGCUGAGCGUCACCAUCGCCGUGGGCGCGUCCUUGCUGUUCCUCAACAUCCUGGCCUUCGCCGCGCUGUACUACAAGAAGGACAAGAGACGCCACGAGACGCACAGGCGCCCCAGUCCCCAGAGGAACACGACGAACGACAUCGCCCACAUGCAGAACGAGGAGAUCAUGUCGCUGCAGAUGAAGCAGCUGGAGCGCGACCACGAGUGCGAGUCCCUGCAGGCGCACGACACGCUCAGGCUCACGUGCCCGCCCGACUACACGCUCACGCUGCGGCGCUCCCCGGAUGACAUCCCGCUCAUGACUCCCAACACCAUCACCAUGAUCCCGAACACGCUGACGGGGAUGCAGCCCCUACACACGUUCAACACCUUCAGCGGGGGACAGAACAGUACGAAUUUACCCCACGGACAUUCGACCACCAGAGUAUAGCUUCGCGGGCCCCUCCCCCUCCCCUCGGUCCCUCCGACAGCGACAUCCACGGAAGAGAGAAGAGAGCGGAGGAAGCAGCAUCUCUCCCGAGGGACGUUUUCCCCGCCCGCGGACCUUGGACAGACGGGGCGCGCAAGGUCGGCCAUCGUGUCUCUGCGGACCCAGCAGCACCUUGGCGCUUCCCGUGCGACAGGAGCGACUUCGGACCCCGACGAAAUGGGAAACGGACAUGUUGCUGUCACGAUACCCCUGGAGCGUCACCGCCACCCCAGCGGGCGUGGACCGAGACGAGGACAUCGCCCUUUCACGCACCUGGGCGUUCCCAGCGUGACAGCGGGAGCUGACCCUUCUGGAACUUCGCUGGGGACACGUAAUGUCUUUUUUUUUUUCUUUUUUUUUUUUUUUAAACAGAAUAUCAAAAAAUAAAAAACAAAAGUUCUUUACGUGCCAUACGACAGAUGGCUCUCCUUGAGUGAAGACAGAGUGUGUGGGGGCUUUUACCCAGCAGAUGCAGCUGUGAUCCGGCGAGAAAGAAAAGCGAAAUUUUAUUAUUAAAAUAAAAGAACUGACUAUGCAGUAACGUACGUACAGCUCUGUGCGAAGAGAUCUUUUGCCAGCCUGAACUGUGUUUAAGAAACUUUGUACGAAAAAAAAAAAAAACCACAAACAAAAAGAUGUAUAUAGCUGUGAAUUUAAACACACACAAACACACACACACACACACACAGAGAACAGAACAAAACAGCUUUUAUUGGUGUUUUCAGUUUCAAAGAGCUUAUAGCAAGAUUGUGGUCUGUACGUAUAUAAAUAUCUAUAUGCAUUAGUCAUAGCACCUCUGUUCCCUCUAGGACACGGGGGGGCCUUUCUUAAUUACUCGUGGAAAAGGAAGACAUGGGCUUCUGUAUCGCGUAUCAUUUGUAGCAGGACGUGAUGUCACACGGGGCACUGGGACCGCCUGUGUGACCGGGCUGUCCCCCGUUUCCAGGAUGCACACGUGCAUGCGACGGCGUUCUUAGGAGACUGUUCUUUUAGGGACCUUUCAUUUUCUUCUUUUUUUUUUUUCCUCUGUGUUCUGCCUUCAUGGAGUCGCAACACGAACACGGGUCCCCAGAGCGGAGCCCGUGGACAGCCCCGUGGGAUCGGAGAUGCGCGCGCGGCAGAGCCACGGGCAGGAGAAACACAGAUCUCCUUCUGUCGCUCUGCUUCUUUGAGAAGGUUUGGGAAGGGCUGCCUGUCACCCCAGGGUCCUGCCAAAAAGGAAAGAAAGCUUGCCUUUGGUGGGGCCCCCUCCGUGCCAUCAACACGGCUCUGUUUUCCCGGCAGCUGCAGAAAGCUCUGGAUGGUGCAGUAUUCAGUCAGCGGAGCUAAUCACGUGGAAGCGGGGCUGGUGUCUUUCCUUUUGUGUGUGUGAGCAGUAAGUCUCUUAUUUAUCAGUAAGCAGGGUUUUUUUUAAUUCUUGACAUCGUUCGUGGGAUAAGACAUAUGCUUGUCGGAAAAUAUUACUUUUCGUGGAUUUGUGUCUCUGUCACUGAUCAAUGAAUGGGACAGAAAGAGAACACACAAACAGAAAGGGGUACAGACCAUUAAAAGGGGUCUGCCUGGGCUUUCUGGGAGGUUAGCAUAGCUUCACUGUCGACAUAACGUAUGGAAACCGUUCAUUCACCUGUUUUACACUGGCGGGCUGGGGACCAGACAUUUGUCCCUUCUACACUUAGUCUUUUUCCCAUUGUCCCUUUCAUCUUCCAUAAAAAACAAACAAACAAAAAAUACUUUCAGUGUCGUCAAGUGGAAGGAAAAAAGCAGUCACAGUGGCUUUCUAUUCUGCCUCUCAAAAAUUAUCGCAACCUCAGCGAAGAGUAGCCAAAGAUAUUUGAUGAUAAUAUCUUUGUCUUCAUCGUAGACACCCAGUCACAGCCUGGGCACGGCGGGCACGCUGCACAGAGGUCCCCCCGCACCCCGCGUCCCUGCCCCUUUCCUCAGCCUCGAAUCCCGAACCCCUAAACUAAAACACUAGUCCUCUGUAUCAGUGUUUGAAAAGGCCCCUCUCGGAAAAGCCAGUUCUUACACAUGCAUAAAAGUCACACGCUAAACUCAGCCAUUCAUCUCGCUUGCCUUGGCGACCGAUUCUCUGUAUAUACAUGUGUGUGAAAUCGUAGAACCCCCCACUUGGCACACAGUGAGGAGACGCUUCUGCCGCCAGAGGUAUCAUGGAUGAGAUGUUUGUUCCCAGUCUUCGAAAGCCACUGUCAGACCGUUCCUGCCCGCUCUGUACUAUUUCCCGGCUGGGCUACCACAAAAUAGACUGUCCAUCAUAUCACAGAGGAGGUGAUGCUUGCCAUCGAUGUUGGUCCGGUAUGUUUGUAAUGUGAAUUCCAGUAUUUCUUUCGUGUUUCCAAUUGUCUUCUGCUAGCAAUAUGCACAGUAAUGUAUCAGGCUUGUGACAUUUGGAUAAGGAAAAAAAACAAAACAAAAAAAAAACAGAGUUCUUGUUAAGUGAAUAACUUUAGCUUUUACAGAGGAUUAUGCUCAAAAGCAAUUUAAUACACCUUAAACGAUAUCUUAUUUCUACAUGGAAAGAAGUUAUAGAGUCUUCAUAGAGUUCUAUGAGAAUAAAAUAUACUUGCUAUCUAGAAAAAAGAGAAAAAAAAUGAGAAAAAAAAUAAGUAAAAAAAAAAAAAAUACUUUCUUAGGCUUUUAUUCUCGACCUUCACAGGCACGCAGGGUUUAAUGGUUUCUUGGGUUAUUAUUUUGCAAUUUUGUUUUUGAUUUUGCCUUAAGUAAUGAUAGAAGAUAUAUAUGGCUGGACACAUAUGUAUAAACUUUUCAGCAGCAUUUUUAAUAAUAAAAUAUCACAGUAUUUUCUAA